CAGUGCAUCCCCCCGUACUGUGGUAAAUGGCUGCCAGGAAAGAGGAACGGAUGGGCCGCGUCUUCUCUCUGUGAAGCACACCCAUCUGGAGGACCGUUAUCUCGGGUGGUGCCGAGUUAAAAUGGUCGAUACACGACCAACCAGCCACCCAGAAUCAGUUUUUCAUACUUGUGAACAUUGACCUUGAACCAGCACCCACUAUCAACUUCUCAUCUUAGAGGUCAAUUCUGCCUGCCGAUCAGCAUUUCACCUGAGGCCAUGGCAGUGAAGGACCGAGUAGAAGCGGUUCUCAACGUGGGUCUGCGUGUUCCCAGCAUCAUGCUGCUCGACGUCCUGUACCGCUGGGAUGUCAGCUCCUUCUUCCAGAAGAUCCAGCGCACCAGCCUUUCUAACAAUCCUCUGUUUCAGUACAAAUAUCUGGCACUCUACCUGCACUACGUAGGUUACAUCCUGAGCCUGGUGCUUCUGACUCUGCCUCGUCAGCACCUGGUUAAGCUCUACUUGUAUGUUCUGACGGCCCUGCUGCUUUUUGCUGGUCACCAAGUUUCCAGGGAUUAUGUUCGCAGUGAACUGGAUUCAGGCUAUGAAGGACCCGUCUACCUGGAACCGCUUUCCAUGAAUAGAUUCACCACUGCACUAAUAGGUCAGCUUGUGGUGUGCACUCUGUGUUCCUGUGUGAUGCAAACCAAGAGGAUCUGGCUUUUCUCUGCGCACCUCCUCCCACUGGUGGCAAGGCUGUGUCUGGUUCCUCUGGAGACCAUCAUCUUCAUCAAUAGAUUUUCAAUGAUCUUCACAGGCCUGGAGGUCAUUUACUUCCUAGCUUCUAAUUUACUAGUACCAUAUAACCUGGCCAAGACUGCCUACAGGGAACUCGCUCAGGUGGUAGAGGUGUACGGGUUGCUAGCUUUAGGGAUGUCCCUGUGGAACCAGCUGGUGCUUCCAGUUCUCUUUAUGUGUUUCUGGCUCGUGCUGUUCGCUCUUCAGAUCUACACCUACUUUAGCACCAGAGACCAGCCUACCUCAAGGGAGAGGCUUCUCUUUCUCUUUCUUACAAGUAUUGCAGAAUGUUGUAGUACGCCAUACUCUCUGCUGGGUCUGGUUUUCACCGUCUCAUUCAUCGCGCUCGGAGUUCUCACGCUCUGCAAGUUCUACUUGCAGGGCUACAGAGCCUUCGUCAAUGACAACGCCAUGCACAGAGGAAUGACUGAAGGCAUAACACUGCUUAUCCUGGCUGUGCAAACCGGCUUGAUAGAGCUGCAGGUCAUCCACCGAGCCUUCCUCCUCUCCAUCAUCCUCUUCAUUGUUGUAGCUUCCAUUCUGCAGUCCAUGCUGGAGAUCGCUGACCCCAUCGUUUUGGCUCUGGGAGCCUCCAGAGACAAGAGUUUGUGGAAACACUUCCGCGCAGUAUCUCUUUGCCUCUUCUUGCUCAUCUUUCCAGCUUACAUGUCAUAUAUGAUCUGUCAGUUCUUCCACAUGGACUUCUGGCUCCUCAUCAUCAUCUCAUCAUCAAUCCUUACCUCACUUCAGGUUCUCGGUACGCUGCUGAUCUACGUUCUCUUCAUGGUGGAGGAGUUUCGUAAAGCUCCCGUGGAAAACAUGGACGAAGUUAUUUACUGUGUCAAUGGGACCUAUAGAUUGCUGGAGUUUCUGGUCGCAGUGUGUGUGGUGUGCUAUGGCAUAUCAGAGACUGUAUUUGGCGAGUGGAGUGUGAUGGGCAGCACCAUUAUUCUGGUCCACUCCUACUAUAAUGUUUGGCUCCGAGCCCAGCUGGGCUGGCAGAGCUUCCUGCUCAGGAGAGACGCUGUAAACAAGAUCAAAAGCCUCCCAACUGCAACCGAUGUGCAGCUGGAGCAGUACAACGACAUCUGUGCUAUCUGCUUCCAGGACAUGAGCAGUGCUGUGAUCACUCCAUGCAGCCAUUUCUUCCACGCUGGGUGUCUGAAGAAGUGGCUGUACGUCCAGGAGACUUGUCCUCUUUGUCACUCGCAGCUUAAGAGCCAAUCAGCUGCCAGUGGAGUUCCCAACCAAGAUGCCGAUCCAAUCCCUGCUGGACAGGACGGAGUCGCUGCUGGCAAUGAGGAGGAUUCUCCUUCUGAUGAUAUGAAAGAUGAGAGAGGUGAUGGGACCUCCUCUCCCUCCUGCAUGCACUCUGCUCCUCUGCACCUUGUCAGGCCAUCCUCUUCCUCACCGCUGACUGAUUCCAUGGAGAACCAGUUGCAAACCGAUCAUCCAUCUACAUCCUUCUGCUCUACCUCUGACACGCCUGACAGACCCGCUAAUCUUCGAUUUCGCUCCCACGCGGUUUCCCCCUCCAUCCGACACUCCUCCUCCUCACAGAUACUGACCCCUGUUGACCUCCAUGAGAUCCACUGAUUCAACAUGGCCGCCCCUCACAGCCCAGCUGCCAUUCUGAGGAAGUUCCUCCUCCUUCAUGCUCAUCCAGAACUCCAUCGCCGCACACAUGCAACAUACACGCAUGCACUUAGCAACAGCAUCCCAACACUCCACUUCCUUUAUUGUUCCUCAUAUCCAGGGUUCCUAAUAUGAGUUUGAAUUAGGAUUUGAGUUUACAAUUUUACAGUAACCUAGUUGUAUCUAUCUAACAAUUACAAAAAAGGUUUUGGAAAAUGUUAUUUCCAGGCUUUAAUCCUAACUAAUAAAGCUGGCCCAAACAGAUUCUUAGUUUACUUCCCCUUUGACAAUAUUUUACACAACAUCAUCUAUUUCUUCAUCUACCACAAGUUGGAAAUGUAAAUAUCUUGCAAAUAUGGGCGUGUAUGCAAAUAUAAUCUGAAUGUUACAAAGAUAAUAGGGCAAAUACAGGGAGUUUAUGGACCAUAAAUUGAUUAAGAAAACACCAGAAAAAAUGUUCACUUCUACUCUAUUUACUUCCUAAUUUCCAUUAUUUGGGUUGCAGUUUAUUUAAAGCCUUUUCCGCUGUAGAAACAUUUGAUGUAACCUUAGAUUGAAAUAGUUUACUAGUACCACGAAUGAGUGACACUGACUUACAUGAAAAUGUUAUUUUGAUAUUUAGGGGUAUUUUUCUCACAACACUCUCAAAGCUGAUGGUAUUUAAAGUUGCUUUGGCAAAAAUGUUGUUAAUGCACACAGCCAUUAACAACAUUAGUGUUAACCCAAAAACAAAAACGCUACUGUAGACUUUCCUAUAAUCAAAUGCGUUACUAUAGAGCAAUACUUUAAGUUGUGCUUUUGUACUGCUACACAUCACACAAUAUUUUCAUUCAAAUAUAUUUUUAAAUAUGUAUAUAUAAUGAUGUCCCUCACUAAUUUAUAGAUUAAAGAUAAGACAAAGAUCAAAUUUUAAAAAGAAUGAACUUCUGAACUAAAAACUGCUUAGGAACCCUGCAUAUCUGAUUCUGAGAGGAAGAUGAACUUGGUUUGUAAGCCUGUAUUGAUUAUUCAGAUCUUAAAAUAUAAAUGACUGGUUAGAUAUAUUUUGACAAAAUUUUGAUACUUUAUCUUGAAACUGUUACCUUAAUCUCUCCCCUUUAACUCAUGCUGGGAGUAUUAUUUUUUUUUACUUAAUUUUUUCAAGAGUAUUGCAGUGAUCCAUCUCAGAAACAGUUUCAGCUUCUACAUCCUGUUUACAAAAUGUGAAAUCCUUUAGUAUAAUAGGUUUUCUGUAUUUAAUUUCUUCAUCAGCAAAUUCGUACUGUUGGACUUUCUCACAGUAGUGGUUUCGUCCUCCCUGCCUUCUUGCGUGCAGCCUUCCUCUCAUCGCUGUACAUGUUAGGUUUAUCUAAUGUCCUUUACGUGCCAUGACAUGUAGAAGUGAUCAGAGGCCGAGACAGCUACGAAUGACAAUGGAUAACUUAUGGUUACAUUUUAAACUGUGACGGUCUUAACAUUUCAUAAACAAGUUUUUUUUUUUUUUUUCUUUUCUUUCUGAGACAUUUUUUUUACGUCUGGGAGUCAGUGGUUGUGAGUAUUGGUAAAAACAAAGAAUUCACAGAUACUGAAUGUUGUUCCUUGUGGCUGUCACAUGACCUGAAGCCUGGUGCUAAGCAGAGGACUUGUGAUGUGGUCAAGCCGUUUGUUUCCAUGUGAACUAAUCAGUGGUUUCACAUGGGAUGUCGAAUUAAUUUUGUAUGUCAAAGCUUUUGCUAUAACACCUCUUCAAUAUUUGAAUCAAAUUUGCAUGGCUGGUCCCAGCAAAAAGCAUCUCUGUUCCUCUUCGCCAAAGUUUUGCAUCGCUGAUAGUAUUAUUAUUAUUAAGGUCAAUUUACAUCAUAUUAGUGGACAGUGCAAUGCACCGUGGAGAUGGAGAAAAGUAGGAAGUUAAUAUUUUUGACAUUUCUGGGUAAUUACAGUGCCUUGCAAAAGUGUUCAUACUUUGAUAUUUUUUCCCCCACAUUCUGUCAUCUUCCAACCACUUUGAUGUAUUUCAUUGGGAUUUUAUGCAACAGAUCAACACCAACUAGUACACUUCAGAAGUGUAUUAAAAUCUUGCAUCUGUCCAGUGCCAUCUGGAGCUGAGCUCCACCUUCAGCUGCAGUUACAGUUGCAGGUCUUUCUGGGUAAUGUCUCCAGCAACUGACAUUUCUGCCCCACUCUUGUUUGCAACCGUGAUUUUCAGCUUUUCCCAUAGAAUACCAAUUGGAUUUAGCUCUGGCUGAAUGUUUAGAAUCAUUGUUAUGCUGGAAGGUGAACCUUUUGCUCCAGAAUUGUGCAGCAGUUACCAGGUUUUACUUCUGAGUUAUAUUGUGUUUGCCCCCAGCCAUCAUUUAAUUCUUACCAUCUUUCCUGUUUCUGCUAAUAAAAUGUAUCCUUAUAGCUGCUAACACAGUGUGUUGCCAUGGGGAUGAUUUGCUUUGGGUGAUAUGUAGUUUCCACCUUAUGUUGCACUUUGCAUCUAGGCCAAAAAGUUCAAUUUUGUUUUCAUCUGACUGAAGCUCUUCUUUCAUUUCCUGUUAGCCUCAUAUGUAGAAGGAAUUGUUUGGGGCAACAGAGUAAAGGGGUUAACAUACAACUGCACACUUUUUCAUUUGUAAAACAUGGAACAAUUAAUUUAGGAUUUUCUCCCACUUCACAGCUUUCUGUUGGUUUGUUGCGCAAAAUCCCAAUAAAAUCCCUUUAAGUUUCUGGUUGCAAUGUGAACGGGAAAAAUUAGCAAUGUUUUUGGGGUGUGAAUACUUAAACUGCAAGGCAGUGGGUCCACGUAGCUGACACGGGGGCUCCUGCUUUUAUUUACUUUAAAGCUCAGCUGAUAAAGCAUGUUUUACCUGACAGGCUAAUGAGAGCUGAAAUCUGUUCCUAGCAGGAACCAAUCACUUCGCUCCAUCAGGGUAAUCAGUAUCCCUGCAGCUCAGUCACUUCAUGAGAGGUUACUACCAGCAAACUAAGCCAUUUAAGUUCUUAAUUUUGUUCACCAGCCCUUAUUUGUGCUCAACACACACUCUAGUUGGCUCUGGGGCUUAGAAAAUAAAUGUGUAAUGAAGGGUGUUUGACUAAAAUAAAAGUUUAGGGAUUCUGAUGCACGCUUAUAUGUAGAGCUUGCACGCUGCCACAGAACUUGUUUUUGUCUUAAGUGUUUCUAACCUUAUUACUGACAUUUUUCAAUCUUUUUCUUUUCUUUUUCUCCUCUUUUAUGUUUUUGGUUGUAUUUGCACUAAACUCAUUUAUACUAGCAAUGCUCUAAAGCUGUCAUGUUGCUGUCAGCUACCAAAAGCCCUCUGUCGUUUGUGUACGAGGAAACAGUCCAAUCUGUGUGUGUAAUGUAUAGAAAUAUUGUUCUGUUUGACGGUAUCCGUAUUGUUUAUAUGACCAGUGCUCGGUUUCCUCCUGGCUUCCUUCUUGCUUUGCCCAGAAGCUGUGAAGAAGGCAAACUUUUCUGGUGUGAGAAACCAGUCAGUGUUACUGCAUCACCUGUGUGCAUGACGCGUCCUCAGGCUGAAGUGAUCGCUCCAGUGUCCUCUAUUGGUAAGGAGUGGGAUCAGCAUGAUGCUGACAAACAGGAGAUCUGGUACUUAACCUUUGACAGUAUUGCUUAUUACCACAAUUUCUUAAGGUCUUGUUACUCUGAUUUUAUUUUUUUUAACUGUACGAAGCAUUGCUUACAUGGCUGAAAAUGAAUACAUAAUAAUUGUAUGAUCAGACCUUUGCAAUGCUGCAUCUUUUUGUUUUGUUUUUUAAGGGAUAAGAUGUUGACUGAUGUAUUGUGUGCAUCUUUCUCUGAAAGGUGGACUUAUGGACUGUCUUUGUUUCUUUACUCUUGAUUUAUAAAUGAAGCCCCUUCAAUGGCUACACAGAUUAGUUAUGCAUUACAAGGUUUUGGAGACUGUAUCAUGCAGAAGAAUCACCUGCAUGAUACAAUGUUUGAAGGUGAAAAUUGUCAUUGGCAGCUGUAUUUGAAUCUGCAUUGCAGUAUUAAAUGCUAACUAGCACGAACUUUUGUCAGCUUUUGGUCCAGUGUAUAUUUGCACAAUUCUUCCUUGUACACCAAACAGUGCUAAAAGUAGCAGUUUGUUGGUUGAAAAUCAAUUGAAAAAUAUUCUAAAAUGAAUAUUUAGCUCCAGUUUUUGUCUAAAUUCUUCCUUCAGUGACUGUUAGCAGUGUGGUCAUUAAAAUUCAUAUUCUCUUAAAGGCCAGUACAACAGUGCAUUGUUUGCAGUUCUGUUUCAGCUGCAGGAUUAACUGCAGAUUAAAUGUGCCAACAUUUCAACUUCAGCAGCUGUAAAAAGAAAAAGAUUCUAAAAGUGGACCUUUCUGGCAUUUCUGAUUUCUUUUACACUGUUUUAAGAGCAUGUACCUGAAACACGAUUCAAAGAUGUUCCCUCAUGUGCCUGAAUAUCUUUAAGAUUUUCAGAGCAUCAUUAAUCAGAGAAACAAUAGUGUUGCCUUCUAAAAGCCAAGAUUAUGUCUGAAAUGGAAAUAUAAGAAACAUGCAAAUAUAGAAAUUGGAUCUAUAACUGAAACAAGCAUGCUGUUAAAUUUAGUGAAUGCAUUUUUAAAACAGCUGCUCAAUGCUAAUACUUCAAAGUGCAGAAUGGUGUUUUCUUGCUCUAACUGAGCCCUCAUUUACAUUUUUUAUUUUGUCUGGUUAGUUUCAAAACCUACAAAUGUAGGACCUGCUCUGUAAAACCUGGCUCUUGUGUUGAAUUAAAAAUGUCCCACAGCUGGUUUUCAGACUGGAUGCCUGGUGUUGCCUUGGUUAUUUUACAGAAACUGAAUGUCAAAUAAAAUAAACGAUUCUCUGCAAAACA
Messenger RNA from Gambusia affinis (western mosquitofish), 7223 nucleotides. RefSeq names its product RING finger protein 145-like. The record is from RefSeq and is a predicted model, not a curated record. Gene Ontology annotation, molecular function: ubiquitin protein ligase activity; zinc ion binding. The transcript has 12 exons. Lineage: Eukaryota; Metazoa; Chordata; Actinopteri; Cyprinodontiformes; Poeciliidae. Gene Ontology annotation, cellular component: endomembrane system; endoplasmic reticulum. The coding region runs from base 259 to 2373 and encodes 704 amino acids.